ACUUCUAGAUUUACUAGUUCAGUGUGCUUAGACCCCUCCUUCUCUACUGAUGCAUGUCAAGACAGACUGAGCUCCAUGAAACCAGCGGAGUGGGAACACCUGUAAACUCAACAACAGACUACAAUCCCUCCUGUUAAAACCCCAGUACCUGCUAGAGGACAUGUCUGCAAACCUUCCCGAAGAGGACCUCUCCUGUCCCGUGUGCUGCGAGAUCUUCCAGGAUCCGGUGCUUUUGCCGUGCAGCCACAGUUUCUGCAGGAGCUGUCUGGAGCACUUCUGGGAGAGCGCUGUCUUUCGUAGCUGCCCCGUCUGCAGAAGAAGGGCCUCCAAGAAAAGCCCCCCUUCAAACCGGGCCCUCAAAAACCUGUGUGAAGCGUUCCUGCUGGGCAGAGGCCAGGGCAGUGCAUCUGGAACGAACAUCCUGUGCUGGAGACAUGGGGAAAAGCUCAAACUCUUCUGUUUGGUGGAUCAGGAGCCCAUCUGCGUGGUGUGCCAAGCCUCAAAAAUGCACAAAGGUCACGACUGCUCUCCCACGGAAGAGGCGGCUCUGGACUGUAAGGAUAAAAUGUAUGCUGCCAUGAAGGUACUGCAAAGUAAGCUGGAGGUAUUCGAUAAAGCAAGACAAUCUUCAGCUGUAACUUUGGAGCACAUUAAGAAUCAGGCCAAUCGGGUUGAGAGACAAAUGAAGGAUGAGUUUCUCAAGCUCCAUCAGUUUCUUUAUGAGGAGGAAGAGCAGAGGUUAUCAGCACUGAAAGAAGAGGAAGAGCACAGGGUUGCUGCUGUGAAAAACAGAGAUGAUGACGACGCACGGAGGAUUUCGUCUCUUACAGACAUAAUCAGGACAAUGGAGCAAACCAUAAAUGCUGAAGAUUUAACAUUGCUGCAGAACUUCAAAGCUAUCAUAGACAGAAUGUGCAGUACAUGGCAGGAUCCAGAAGGCAUGUCUGGAUCUUUGUUGGAUGAAUCUAAGCAUCUUGGGAAUGUAAAGUAUAAGGUCUGGGAGAAGAUGAAGGCAGUUGCACCGUACAGUCCAGUAAUUCUGGACCCAAACACAGCCCACCCUUGCUUGACGCUGUCAGAUAACCAGACCAGUCUCCGCUAUAGCACCCCAAACCAAGGCCUCCCGAGUAACCCUGAGCGCUUCCACAUCAGUGCAGAGGUGCUGGGCUGCACUGCCUUUAGCUCCGCAAGCCACAGCUGGGAGAUCCAGGUUGGGGACAAUGAGGACUGGAUCCUGGGCUUGGCCAGUGACAGUGUGAAGCGAGAUCAGGAAGUUCCUGCCAGACCAGAGAAUGGCUUCUGGACCAUCUGCCUACGGGAUGGGCAAUACAGGGCUAUGUCAUCACCCCCAACUGCUCUAAAAGUGGAGGAGAAACUGCAAAGGGUCUCGGUUCAGCUGAACUGGGACAGGGGGGAGGUGAUUUUUUCAAACCCAUUGCGUCAAGAAAUGAUAUACACAUUUAAACACGUCUUUACAGAAAAGUUACUGCCGUACUUCUACACGCAAAGUAAGCAUCCUUUGCAGAUCCUCUCCAAGCCUGUGUUGGUGUCUACGUGAAAGUAUCAUCUAAUAUCUAAUAUAAUACAGAGAACCUCUUAAUAGUACACAACACAUGUAUUAAAUAAAUGCAGAUUUAAACAGGUUCAACUCAAUCAGUAUUGUGCAAAGUAGCCCGAGGCCUAAUGUGCCUGUGCAAGCUUAUCCUCACUGCUAAUAAAAAAAAAUAUUCAUACAACUGUAGUUUCCAAAUCUGUUUCAAUGGUAUUUGUCAUUAAAGUAUACAUGCAUGCAGCGUGAAAUGCCACAACAACUUCGUUAUUUUUUUCAUGUGAAUAAACCAACUCGUCACAUCCCCGCUAGAAAUUUUACAAUUUUACACACAAAAAAAAAUUCAUAUCCCUAUCAAACUACUAUCAUCAUUACAAUAUGCUUUCAAAAAUGA
Molecule: messenger RNA, 1943 nt
Organism: Carassius carassius (crucian carp)
Lineage: Eukaryota; Metazoa; Chordata; Actinopteri; Cypriniformes; Cyprinidae
Product: nuclear factor 7, brain
Exons: 6
Coding region: 161-1558 (465 amino acids)
Molecular function (GO): zinc ion binding; protein binding
Source: RefSeq, a predicted model, not a curated record